This is a messenger RNA of Rhopilema esculentum, 2701 nucleotides long. RefSeq lists its product as uncharacterized. NCBI's taxonomy places the organism in Eukaryota, Metazoa, Cnidaria, Scyphozoa, Rhizostomeae, Rhizostomatidae. The record is from RefSeq and is a predicted model, not a curated record.
GUCACAAGGUACUUUUUCCGAAAAAAAUUUUGUCGUAUUUUUACGGUGAUUCUCAACUUUGAGCGUCUAUAUCUGGAAAACGAGUUAAGCUUUUCGAAAAAAAAUUUCACGAUAGCUUCUUUUUCUCGACUAACUACCAAUUUAUGCAAAAAUCUCAGAAAAAAUUUUUGGGCUGGAGUGGCCCUUUAAUUUUUUCCAACAAACACUGGUUGAAGAAAAUUUAUGCGCCGUGGCUAUUGUUCCGGUGUAGUACACUAAUCGGCCCCUAUGCGUUUCAGUGACUGGAUGAAGCGAAUGGCGUUUCAGAAACCUUCAUGAAACGGCAAUAAGAGUAGAAGUGACCAGGCGUUUCAGCAUAACAAAAACUUGUACAACGUGACAGGUCAAAGUAUCAAUCAAUUGCCCCAUUAACAUUUUCAGAUCUAUUUUAGAUCAAAACUACAGUAUAGUCUCGUUAGGUGGGUCCCCGGAUAAGUAGGACGCCCGCUAUGUAGUACAGACUUUUCCUGUCCCUUUAACUUGCUCACCCUUUUCAAGCAUUCGAAUAAGUAGAACGCCUGCUAAGUAGGACACUUGCUCGGGUCCCUUGAGUGUCCCACUUAACGAGAGAGUACUGUACUUAAUUUGGUUUUGACAAGGGGAUUUCCUGUUGGUGAGUAGAGUUCAAGGCCACACAAUUUUGCAAUAACAAAUGUACCAAAAACAUCGAAGCAAGAUGCAAGAAAAAAGUAGGAAGAGACAAAAAUUUCAUCAACUCAAACUGUCCGACCCUUCACGCUGAUCUUUAGAGUAUUUAGGACAUUUGGCGUUGCGCCUGCCAGAGGAAAUAAGUUUGAUCAAAUCAACGCAAACCCAAGCCAAUUGUAAGAAGAUUAAAGGUAAUGUGUCCAUAUAAAAGGACUGCGUCUACCCAACUUGUCAAGCCACCCUUCAAAAUAACGGUUUGCGAUUGGUUAGUAUUCUUGCGAUGUAAAACUGCUCACAUGAAAAGCUGACCUCGCAGCAGAAUAGAUAAACAGAACGACCGUAAUGACUGGGGUGAUGACAUGAAAAAUCACAUGUUUCUAAAAUCCUCCGCAGAGUCGCUCGCUUUAGCUGGACACAUAACCUUUAAGCACUUAUCUUUGUCUAUAUUUGUUUGUUAUCAGGCUAUAGCUGUCGUAAUUUAAACGUCUCUAUACCCAAUGGAAAUUUUGCAAUUUUUGCAAUCAUGCUGCGUAGUAGCUGCAUCUUUAUGGACGCACCUGUUAGGAUUGAUUUCUAGGCAAUCGCGAGUCGGAUUCUCUGAAUGCACUUGUCAGGCACCCCUUAGUUGGGUUUUAUGAAUGCACCUGUUAGGCACCCGCAACUCUGGUACGCCAUUCUUGAUCAAGGGCGGUCAAAAAAGGCGGCAGAUCAUCUUGCAACUUGGAAGGAAUAUCUGCCUGAAUUCUCAUUUGAUAUUUUACAACUGCUGGUAAUAUUGCAAGAAAUUCCAUGGCGAAAGUAUUACUUGCACUAUUAAAAGUUUUAAUCGUUUCGAAUUCUGUAGGCUGCAACCUCGCAACGUUACUCCGAGAGAGUUGUAAGCACUAUGGAAAUUUUGAUGUCAUCCUCAAAGACAUGACUUGCACAGGAACAGUUUUGACAGUCUUCACAGGGCAGACAAAACGACAAUGCAUACUCGAGUGCCUUUCAAACACUCAAUGCAAGUCACUGAAUUUCAAGGAAGAAGAAGGACAUUGUCAGCUACUUGCUAGGAAUUUAACAACAAGCAUUGGAGCUUUAAAUCAAAAUCCCGGGUGGAUGUACAUAACAACAGAAGAAAACGCGUUAAAUGUCGGUCCAAGAUGUGUUGAAUUAUCUCCAUGCCAAAAUGGCGGCAAGUGUGUUGAUGUGUGCAGUGGAGAUGGAUUCAAAUGCCACUGCAAGGAAAUGUUUACUGGGAAAUAUUGCGAGAAAGAGCGAGAUUUUGUUAGUUGCCAUGCAGCAUACGAAGCGGGCUACCGCCAGAAUGGUAUAUAUUUACUCACAAACAUUGGGCACCACUAUUGUGUCCUGACCCAGAUGACUGGCUGUAAUGUUGUAGGGGGCUGGACACUAGUGUUAAAGACGGAUGGAAGACUGAGCACAUUUAGAUACGGAUCAAGUCACUGGACAACGAACAGUGUCUACAAUCACGUCUAUGCUUUGAAGGAGGGACUAGAUGGGGACCAGGAGGCGAAGUUUCCGGCAUUCAAUACAUUGCCGUUUACUAAAGUUUGCGCUGGAAUGCGACUGGGAAGUGAGAAGAACUUUAUCACUCUUCACAAACCGUCAAGCUCACUUUUGACAUGUUUUAGUGGAUCUUAUGUCAGUACGUUCCAUCUACGGCAAAGUUGGUUGAAUAUCUUGAAAGGGAGCACGCUCCAGGCAUAUUGCAACGUCCAAGGUAUCAAUGUCAUCCAAGGUACAGUUGACUCUCGAGUAAGGAUUGGGAUCCUUGGCAACAACGAGAAUGACUGUGUCACCCCUGAUUCGGGUUUGGGUAUUGGUUUAGGCGGUGCUCAUCUGCGAGGCACUGGCGUUUCCACUGGAGCCACAAUGAAUAGCCAGCAAGCCUUUGGAUAUAUUCUCAUACACUAAACAGUUUGUACUUGGACAGGAACGGUAAAGUCUACAUUGUUGCGAUAUAAAUUCGAAAGAUAUUGAAUCGUCGUAUUCGUAUUAUUCGUCGUAUUCU